GGUGAUGGGACGCGCCCUAGCUGGCUGGAGUCUGGUGCUCCGGUUCCGAAUCUGAGGGGGCGGGGCGGUGGCACCUUGGCCCGGAGUGAGAGAGGGACGGUGGCCCACCGCGAUCGCAGGGUAGAAAGCCAUGGAUGCUGAUCCAGAUUGUUCUGUUGCACAUCAAGUCUCUGACAAUGACUCUGAUACAGAGACCAAAACUGAUCCAGAUGCCCAGGCUCAAGAGUACUUUGCACGUGUUCUUGGUCCUUCAAGCCAGUCUGCUCAGGCAUCGCAGUGUCUGCCCCCAGAGUCUCUCUCAGUAGGUGGGCUGGCCCAAGUGUCUGAGUGCAGGUCACCUCUCCUAGACCUAAAAAAGUCUCCAGUUAGUGAUGACACAGUUUCGGGACUGUUGUCUCUUCCUCUAGAGCUGAUCUUGGAGAUCUGUUCCUACUUGCAGGCCAGGUUUGUCUUGAGUGUCCUUCCUUUGGUCUGUCAGACACUAAGGGACAUUGUGCAGGAUAAAGUUACUUGGAGAAUUCGCCUGCAGAAGAGGAUUGGCAGCUGCUAUCCAGUUGUGGAAGAUGAUGACUUUAACUGGCCAGCUGCUUGCAUUGAACUAGAGGAACAUCUCCAGCAAUGGGCAGAGGAUGGCAAGAAUACAGAGUACUUUUCGCUAGCUGAUGGGCACUUUGCUUCAGUUGACUCUGUCCUCCUCCUUCAGGGAUGGGUCUGGUCGCUGGCUACGAGAGACAACCGGGUGUGCUCAGGCUCCUGGGACAGUACAGUGAAGCUUUGGGACAUAGCUGCUGAUGGGCAGCAGUUCGGAGAAAUCAGAGGGAAAGCAGCUGUGUUGUGCCUUUCUUACCUGCCUGACAUCCUUGUCACAGGAACCUAUGACAAGAAGGUGACAGUAUAUGACCCACGAGCUUCUCAACCCCUCGUAAAGAGCCGCAAGCUCCAUUCCAGUGCAGUCCUGUCCCUUGCAGCUGACGAGCGCUUCAUCAUCUCUGGCAGUGAGGAUCGGACAGUAGUGUUUUUUGACAGACGGGCCAACAGUGUCCUCCAGAGGCUGCAGCUGGACUCCUAUCUCCUCAGCAUGUCAUACCAGGGUUGUCAGCUGUGGGCUGGAGACAACUAUGGACUGCUGUAUGUGUUUCAAAACCGAGGGGACAGCUUUCAGCACGUAAGGCACUUUGAUGUUGGCCAUCGUUCUCAGAUCACUGGAGUCCAAUACUCACUGGGCGCUCUGUACACAGCUUCCACGGACAAGACACUGCGUAUCCAUAUUCCCACAGAUCCACCAAAGGCUAUCUGUUCACGGACGCACAGUUGCAUGCUAAGUGGGGUCAGCGUUGCAGGGAACAUAGCUGUUGCUGCCUCAGGUGGUCUAUCUUUGGAGGUCUGGAGACUCCCUGUGUGAUGAAGAGUCAGUUACUGAUCCAUGCCUCCAACUACAAGGGUGCUAAGUUCUGUGUCUCGGACAACCUCCUGUCAGGGACUAGCGUCCCGGUGCCUGUGGAGAUUUUGGUUCUUUUUGUAUGCUCUGUGUAUCUGUGAGGUUCAGCCUGAGCUUGUCCCAGGGGCUUACACAGAUUAGUGCAUCAGUGCACAUCCAAGCCCCCUGCUGCCAGCUACUGUGUCUCCCUAGCAUGGUGCUCACUUGGUACACUCUGCCUCUCCUGGGUGGACACUCACUGCUAAGUUGGCUGCACAUUCCAGAGGAGAGCUGCCAGUUGAGUCACGUGGUGGGUGAGGCAAACUGCAGCCGAAUAGCUGCAACAUUCCAGGCACAGCUCUAGUCCUGGGACCAUCAGCUUGAACAAGAGGAGGUGGAGGGGCGGCAUAGAGGCUGGAGUGUGCAAUCAGGCAAAAAUGACCCUGUAGCCACCAAA
This is a messenger RNA of Gekko japonicus, 1874 nucleotides long. It is a transcript of the gene FBXW9, whose product is annotated as F-box and WD repeat domain containing 9. The transcript has 10 exons. The record is from RefSeq and is a predicted model, not a curated record. NCBI's taxonomy places the organism in Eukaryota, Metazoa, Chordata, Lepidosauria, Squamata, Gekkonidae. The coding region runs from base 131 to 1402 and encodes 423 amino acids. Gene Ontology annotation, molecular function: protein binding. Gene Ontology annotation, cellular component: preribosome, large subunit precursor.